Molecule: messenger RNA, 1164 nt
Organism: Vitis riparia (riverbank grape)
Lineage: Eukaryota; Viridiplantae; Streptophyta; Magnoliopsida; Vitales; Vitaceae
Product: protein OS-9 homolog
Exons: 8
Coding region: 7-897 (296 amino acids)
Biological process (GO): endoplasmic reticulum unfolded protein response; retrograde protein transport, ER to cytosol
Cellular component (GO): endoplasmic reticulum lumen
Source: RefSeq, a predicted model, not a curated record
GCAAAGAUGAGAAUAGGGUGGAUAAUCCUCCUAAUAAUCUCACUUAAUCUAUUAAUCAAAGUCACUGCUGAUCAGGUCUUCCCAGCUUAUGGAGGUGGUACAUUUGGUAGUGGCUCGCUUGAACCCAAAUACAAGAUUGAAUUCCACUCUGAAGACUCACCUUUUCAUCCAGAUGAUGAUCAAGAGUCUGUAAUUAUGCCCAAUAAAAAUGGGCAGAAGUUUCUAUGUUUCUUGCCUAAGGUGGAGAAAGCCAAGACUGGGAAGCCAGUUACUCAACAGAAUACAAGCAGCAUGAUUGUGGAAACUGAGAAGCGGGUUAAACUCAAGACGCCAGAUGAGCUACUUGAAGUGAUCAAGGAGCGAUGCUUUGUUAGACAAGAGGGUUGGUGGUCAUAUGAAUUUUGUUAUCAGAAGAAGUUGCGGCAACUUCAUGUGGAAGAAGAAAAGGUGGUUCAGGAGUUUAUCUUGGGUGUAUAUGAUGCAGAGGCCACAGCUGCAUUCAACCAAAACCUCUCUGACAUUUCUACACAGAAGGAUCCACGCUCAAAAGAUGCAUCACAAAGGUAUCAUGCUCAUCAAUUUACAAACGGAACCAUAUGUGAUCUUACAAAUGAGCCUCGAGAAACUGAGGUGAGAUUUGUGUGCUCAGAGCCGAGAGCUAUGAUUAGUUCUAUUACAGAGCUAUCAACUUGCAAGUAUGCACUCACAUUUCAAAGCCCAAUGCUUUGCAAGCACCCAUGGUUCCAAGAGGAGAGGCCUGUAUGGCACAUCAUUAAUUGUAAUGCACUCCCCAAGGAUUACAAGGAAACAAAAGCAGAGGAAGCUCCUUUCAAAAAUAAGCAAAUUACCAUGGCCACCGACGUUGAAUAUCCGUCUAAUCAUGGUUCAGAGCAAUAGAUUACAUAAAUACUGACACACUACUUAAUAGAAACAGAAAAGUGCACUCUUGGAUGGCUUUACUUUUCUCAGAUCAAUGCAAUAGGUUACUCUUCAAUCUCAAAUUACUUCAUGCAGUUUCAUUGCCAUUGCCAAUUUUUUCUCUGGACAUUUUGGGUUUCUUUGUAACAUUAUUUAAUGGUACUGAGACGAUUUGUAAAGGUGUAGAUGCUACCUAGAGUAAUGCAAAAUAACAAGUAUAUAAUAACAAGAUUUUUCUUGUACAAA